Molecule: messenger RNA, 3603 nt
Organism: Nematolebias whitei (Rio pearlfish)
Lineage: Eukaryota; Metazoa; Chordata; Actinopteri; Cyprinodontiformes; Rivulidae
Product: granule associated Rac and RHOG effector protein 1
Exons: 13
Coding region: 264-3539 (1091 amino acids)
Biological process (GO): Rac protein signal transduction
Molecular function (GO): CCR4-NOT complex binding
Source: RefSeq, a predicted model, not a curated record
GAAGUAUCUGCAGCGGGGCUGCUUGUAAGCUUUUUAACUCAACCUUCCAAUUUUUGGAUCCCCCUCAUUGUCACACUCACUUGUGUUGCCACUUCAUUAGGAACACUGAGAUGAACCUCUGGUAGGUGGACUUCGUAAAUCGUGACUCAACUUGAACAUUUUCAAAGCUGUCGGAUUUAGUGUUUUUGUAAAAACGGAGAAGUGGACUUUGUGGAGGAAACAAAUUGCAACAAACAGGAGCUUCCGGUGCUGUUGCACCACUUAUGUAUUGUUGUAGUGCACAGGAAAGUAAAAUGGACUACAAGCGUCGCUUUUUGCUUGGCGGGUCCAAGCAGAAAGUGCAACAGCACCAGCAGUAUCAGAUGCCUGAGCUGAGCCGGACCCUGAGCGCGCCACUGGCUUCUUCUUGCUCUGCCUCUUCGCCUAUGGGCUCUGGGGUGGGCCUUUCUGGCAGCUGCCACCCACCUCCUUCUGGAACCACGACUGCUGUCGCUGACAUCCAACAAGGCAUCUCCAAAUAUUUGGACGCUCUCAAUGUGUUUUGUCGGGCUAGCGCCUUCCUCACAGACCUGUUCAGCAGCGUGUUCAGGAACUCUCACUAUUCCAAAGCAGCUAUGCAACUCAAGGACGUGCAGGAACACGUCAUGGAGGCGGCCAGCAGGCUGACUGCAGCAAUAAAGCCUGAGAUUGCCAAGAUGCUGAUGGAGCUGAGUGCCGGGGCGGCAAACUUCAAAGACCAGAACGACUUCAGCCUGCAGGAUGUUGAGGUGCUGGGUCGGUGCUUUGUCACGGUGAUGCAGGUCCAUUUCCAGUUUCUGUCACAGGCUUUGCAGAAGGUCCAGCCUGUGGCCCAGUCCUGUCUGGCAGAGGCUCUUGCCCAGGCCCAAGAGCGCUGCGCUAGCUCCCGCUCCCAAAGCUCUGACCUCGGGCCCCUAACAGAACUAGAGGAAGCCUCUCGCUCAUGGAAAGGUGCAGCUCAGGCCACAGCUAGGCUGAGAGAGAGGGGCCGGGACGGCUGCCUGGCAGGCAUCCAGGUUCAGCAGCUCUUUUGCUCCAACAACACCACCAUCCCCGAACACCAGCUGAAGGAGCUCAACAUGAAGAUUGACAGUGCAUUACAGGCCUAUAGAGCAGCAUUAGAAAGCCUGGGCCACAGGGAGUAUGCACUGAAGGCAGGCUUUCAUCACAACCCCAAGGCUGUGGAAGAAGCCUUACAGGGCUGUUGUGGUGAGGCAGAGGCUCAGCAGGCAGGCAGGAUGCAGACCACCUCCCAACCCAUCCAGUGCGAGCUUCCCACCAUCCCUGUGCAGAUUGGCUCACACUUCCUCAAAGGAGUGUCCUUCAACGAAUCAGCAGCUGAAAACCUCAAACUGAAAAUGCACACCAUGCUGCAUCUCAUUAAAGAGGUGCUGGGCCAGAAUGGAAUGACUUCCAGGGACGACUCUCCAGUUACUGAGGUCCUCAAUCAGGUUUGUCCAUCCAGUUGGAGAGGAGCCUGCAAGACAGCUGUGCAGCUGCUGUUUGCCCAGGCCGGUCUGGUGGUUGUUGAUACAGCUCAGAUAGAGAACAAGGAGGCGUACGCUCCCCAGAUCACUCUGGAGGGAUCCAAGGUGGUCGUCCAGGUUCCUUCAACAUGGUGUUUGAAGGAGGAUCCUGCCACAAUGUCCCUGCUGCAGCGAAGCCUGGACCCAGAGAAGACUCUUGGACUAGUAGAUGUGCUGUACACAGCUGUGUUCGACAUCAACAGGUGGAAGGAGAGAAAGGAGCAGGCCUUGCCCAUUAUUCAGAUACAGCUGCAGCGAGAGAGCCCAGAUUAUGGCUGCCAGAUAGACUUACCUGUUGGCCCCAGCUCCAAGACCUCCAGCGGAUUACCAAAAACAAUAUCUAAACUGACUUCCAAGUUUGCCAAGAAGGUCUCAUCCAGCUCUAAUAGUGGAGGCAGCUACUCCAUCCCCAGUACUCCAUCUCGCAGCAUGGCGACAAGUUCUGAGGAUAAAGCCAAAAGCCUAGGCCACAGUGAUGGGAGGCUACAGAGCAUUCUACAAAUGGGCAGCAUGUCCUGUACCCCUGACUCCACUCAGCAAAAUCAGCUGGCUAAUGGUUUACUGGCUGAAGACCAGGGCAUGAACCUGCCCACUGACCAAGAGAUGCAAGAUGUCAUUGACUUUCUCUCAGGAUUCAACAUGGGCAAAUCCCAGCAGGCCUCACCCCUGGUCAAGAGGAGGAACUCUGUGGCCUCUGCCAACCCUGCUGAACUGAAACCCCCGAGUGGUCCUCCACCAGCCUCCCAGUCUAUCUCUCAUAGUGCCCUACAGCCCCUGCCUCAGCCUCCACGAUCGGUGCAUAAGCAGCAGCCCCCGCCUCAAACACAGCCACUACCUUCACAGCAGCAACAACAGCAGCAGCAGCAACAGCAACAGCCCCCUCCUCCCUCUCAGCAGUCGUCCCCACAGGCCCUGCCAUACUACCAGCACCUCUUGCAGCCCAUCACUCAGCAGCAGGUGCCUCCUCCUCAGCUUCCUCCCCAGCAGUCCCCAUCACAGGUCCUGCCACAGCAGAGAGUGGCCAGCAAGUGGCUUGGCACUUCAGGGCAGCAGCCCCCACCACAAGCCCCCCCAGCAGGGUUGUCACCCCUAGGUCCCAUUGGACAGUGGGGAUCCCCUGGGCUGCCGGACCUCAGUUCAGAUCUGUACAGUCUGGGCCUGGUCAGCACCUACAUGGACAGCGUCAUCUCAGACAUGCUGGGCCAGAAGCCACAGGGGCCUCGCAACAAUACCUGGCCCAACAGGGACCAGAGCGAGGGGGUGUUUGGAGCCCUAGGAGACACAAUGUCUUUUGACCCAGCAGUUGGCUCUGACCCGGAGUUUGCACGAUACGUUGCCGGCGUCAGUCAAGCCAUGCAGCAGAAACGGCAGGUGCAGCACAUCCGUCGCCCCAGCAACACACGCAGCAACUGGCCAAUGCCUGAUGAGCAGCACAGGACCUGGCCCCACCCAGAGUAUUAUAGUGAGGGUGAGGCCGUGAACAGCAGCUGGUCAGCCAAUCAGGGGGAUUCAGCCAGCUCUAGUGAUGAGACGUCGUCAGCCAAUGGCGACAGCCUGUUCUCCAUGUUUUCUGGGCCAGACCUUGUAGCAGCGGUUAAACAAAGGAGAAAACACAGCUGUGUUGAGCCAGAGGUGUGCACCCUACCUUCACCGCCACUACACCACAUUGGUGAUGAUAACCAGGACAGCAAAACUAAAACCUGGCCCCCGAAAGCACCGUGGCAGCACUCUACUCAGACAAACACCAUGCCCAAUCCCAGUUCUUCCUUGUACCAGAUGAACAUGCCUCCUUCCUCCCAGUGGAGUGACUCCAUGCAGAUGCUGCAGUCUCCUGUGUGGUCUACUGCCAGUGACUGCUCGCCCUCUGCUGGGAUCUCAUCUGGCUUCCCCUUCAGUCAACAGCAGCAGCAGCAACAACACAAAUCCAUGACCAAGGGCUUCAAAUCCUUCCCCCUCAAACCUGAGCAUAGGCCCUCUUACCUUCACCAGUACUGACCAACGAGUCCAAGGUGCCACCGAGGACCUGCAGCUCUGAUAACACGAGCCUCUAAAUGGGUUC